Messenger RNA from Momordica charantia (bitter melon), 618 nucleotides. The record is from RefSeq and is a predicted model, not a curated record. Lineage: Eukaryota; Viridiplantae; Streptophyta; Magnoliopsida; Cucurbitales; Cucurbitaceae.
AUGGCUUUUCGGCGGAACAUGAGAGCUCACAUGAGGAACCGAAUCCUAGGGGUGGCGUUGCUAGCUGAGGCUUUGCAAGUAUUGCUGGAUAAUGCGAAUGGAGCCGGUGGAGCUCARGUGCAGCAGCCUCGCCGGGCACAAAUUUCGCAAGAGGAGGUUCAGUUUAUCAGGGAUUUCAAACGCUUUGGGCCACCCGUUUUCAACGGGGUGAGUGAGAGGCCUACGGCGACCGAGGAAUGUGUAUUUGGGAUGCUCCGACGAUUUCAAGGUUCGGGGAGCAGUGUUUAUGCUUCGGGGAGAAGCAGUAAAUUGGUGGGAGUCGGUGGCGGCAGCGGAGGAUCACGCCAACGUACCCGUCACAUGGGCAGGUUUAAGGACCUACUGUAUGAGUACUAUUUCCCCGUGACUGUCAGGAAUGAAAAACAGGCAGAGUUUCUCCGUCUCAUUCAAGGAAGCCUAACUGUGGCCCAAUACGAGAGGAAGUUCACGGAGCUGUCCCGUUUUGGAAUGCAAUAUAUUUCUACUGAGCAAUUAAAGAUUGACAAGUUCAUUGACGGUUUGCAUAGGGAGAUCAAGGGGCUACUUGUUCUCAAGGAACCAACUUCAUAUGCAGCGUAG